AUGAGGUUUCUUCCCGUCCUCAUUUCUUCCUUGGCUUUGGCUCGGCGCAGCCUCUGCAAGCCGAACAUUGUUUUCAUUUUCACUGAUGACCAAGACCUCCAUCACAGCUCCGUCGACACGAUGCAGUCCGUGCAAGAACUGGCCACAAAGGGAACCUCUUUCAGCAACCACUUUGCCACCAUUGCUGUGUGCUGCCCGAGCCGCGUGUCAUUGAUGCGCGGUCAAGCAGCCCACAAUACGAACAACACGGCCAUCUCCUCUCCAGGAGGCGGCUACCCAAAAUUCGUUGCCUCGGGAGAAGAUGACGACUACUUGCCGCACUGGCUGGUCAAGGCAGGAUACAGCGCAAACUACAUUGGCAAACUCUACAACGGAAACGCCAUCACGAAUUAUUCCCCGGCUCCGAAGGGAUGGAGUCAUAUUGAUGUUUUGCUCGAACCAUACAUCAAUUUCCAUGAUACUGUCGUCAUGUCAGAGAAUGGUAAGAGGCCCGUAUGGUACGGAGGCUGGCAGCAAACCGAUGUGGUGCGGAUUAAGGCACUCUCCAGGCUUGAGACAUUGCUCGGAGAGGACGAUCCGUUCUUCCUCAUGAUUGCUCCUACUGCGCCGCACGUCCACAAUCUCACCGAUCCCCCGAUUCCACCCGCACGCUACUUGGAGAAGUUUUCGAACAUGACGGUGCCUCGUGUUCCCAACUUCAACCCUCCAGAUGAGGAGCAGAAGGGAAAACCAAGCUGGCUUAAGACGCUUCCGGCGUUGAACCAGACUCAGAUCAACGACAUUGAUCACCUAUACCGCCGGCGCUUACAGGCCCUGCAGGGUGUAGACGAUAUCGUAAAAGACGUUGUCACAAUGUUGGAGGGAAAGAAUGCCUUGGAUGACACAUAUGUCAUCUUCUCCACCGACCAGGGUUACCACCUUGGGACCCACCGCCACAGUGGCAAGUGCCUUCCAUACCUUGAAGAUACCAACAUCCCUCUGGUAGUAAGAGGCCCGGGAGUGCCAGCCAGUGUCACCUCUCGCACCCCCAGCACGGUGACAGACUUUGCCCCGACAUUCCUUGAGAUCGCCGGGCUUGCAGCUGAAGACUACCCGCCCUUCUUGGACGGCGCAAGCCUGCUCGAGGCGUGGGAGAAUCCCAAUUCCUCGGCGCUCGCGAAAAAGAAAGAAGCCAUCAACGUCGAAUACUGGGGCAGUUCCUACACCGAGAUCCCGACUUGGGCAGAAGGAUCCUACGGCAUCUACUUCCCGGGACUGUAUCUCAACAACACUUACAAGACCAUGCGUGUUGUCGGCGAGCAUUCAUCCUGGCUCUACUCGCGAUGGUGCACCAACGACACGGAACUGUACAACACGAAGGACGAUCCCUACGAGCUCACCAACCUAGCCGACUCGUCCGACCCCGAGAUCGUCCGCGUCAAGUCCAGGCUGAACGCGCUGCUCAUGGUCACCAAGUCCUGUGCCGAAGACACGUGCCGUGAUCCGUGGAGCGUCCUGCAGCCGCCGAACGACACUAACAAGAUUUCCACCCUCGACGACGCGCUGGACCCGCGGUACGAUGGCUUCUUCGCGGCCUUUCCGCAGGUCUCGAUUGACGAGUGUCUGAACGUGCAGCUGUCUUCGAACGAGGGCCCGUUUUAUCCUGUCGGUGCGGAAAACGGCCUCGGUCUGGCGUACCGCAAGAAUACGGACUUUUUCUCCGAACCUGAUUACACGCCUGUGAAGAGGGUCCCUGCUAAUGCCGUUCCGGCGGGCGGAUGGGAUCAGCGGUAUGCGACGGUGGAAGAUCUGUUGCUGAGUGCUAGGGAGCUUACGGAUGAGGAGCUUAGCGUAACUGAAGGAUAA
Molecule: messenger RNA, 1845 nt
Organism: Lasiodiplodia theobromae
Lineage: Eukaryota; Fungi; Ascomycota; Dothideomycetes; Botryosphaeriales; Botryosphaeriaceae
Product: Arylsulfatase
Exons: 7
Coding region: 1-1845 (614 amino acids)
Molecular function (GO): glycosaminoglycan binding; N-acetylglucosamine-6-sulfatase activity
Source: RefSeq, a predicted model, not a curated record